This is a messenger RNA of Mesorhabditis belari, 2619 nucleotides long. NCBI's taxonomy places the organism in Eukaryota, Metazoa, Nematoda, Chromadorea, Rhabditida, Rhabditidae. The record is from the annotation of a GenBank genome assembly.
AUGUCCCGUCGUCGAGAUGAGCCGCAUCGGGCGCUUGAGCAUUUCGAGGAAUUUCAUUCGACUCUCAUCGCUCCAUCAGAUGACGAUUUGAGGGAACCGAUUGAGAGAUUGAUUAAAUUAUUUAAAUCGAGUUUAUUCAGUGCUCUAGUUGAGAUCCAAGAUCUCACCGAAGAUGUUUUGCUGAGUGAUCGAGUGGCUCGACCGCAAAAGGUAAUCGAAGUCCGAAGAAUCGCGGAACUCUGGGAGAAAUCGGCUCCAUUCCCUUCUUCAAAAUUGCGCCCAACCACUCCCACUCCAGCCAGAUACUCAGUCUCACUAACGAAUAGUGAAUCGUACCCCGAAGCCACUAUCACCAAAAACUCCCAUGACUCCGGCUUGCACUCGAAAUCAGCCAGUCAACAAGAGUUGAACUUCCAUAUUGAUGAAACGGGUCGAGCAUGGGAAUUCGAAGAGAUUACAUUGGAUCAAAGUCGUGUUGGACUCGGUUUUUCGUUUUCUGGAGGUGAUGAUGUGGCUUCAGCGAGAUCAAUUUAUGUCACUCAAGUGCUCCGAGGAGGAGCCGCCUAUGAGGAUGGACGUUUGAAACAAAAUGAUUUGAUCGUUCAAGUGAACAACGUCGACUUCAGCAAAGCCAGUCAUCACGAGGCGAAAGAGGCGCUGAAAGGAGCUGGAACUAUUGUUAAACUGAUCGUGAAACGCCGUCGAUUCGACCGUGAUGAGCCGAUGCCCGAAUUUCGAGACACCAGAUCCCAAUCUUUCACAACACUACCCGAUCCGGUUCCUCUUGCAAAAAACAAUCAAACAAUCUCCACCCCAUCACUUCCCCCACCACCUCCACCAGCUCGUUCACAACAAUAUCCAAUCAACGAACCUCCUAUCAUCAAGCCAUACUAUGGAGGAGUACGUGUAGAGAUUUAUAAGGGAUCCGGUGGGCUUGGCUUUAGUAUUUCUGGCGGAGUUGGAAAUGAACAGACACCAACUGAUGCAGGAAUUUUCAUCACUCGAGUCAUUCCAGGCGGUGUAGCAGAUUUAGAUGGAAGGAUUAAAGUUGGAGACAAGAUUGCGGCGGUGGAUAAUAUUUCGCUAGAGAAUGUGACUCACAAUUUCGCUCUCGAUGUCUUGCGAUCUACCGGAAUCAAGGUUGUACUUUGGAUUGUCAACAAUCCGAUUCCCGAGGUGACUGCGGCGCUGAUCGGUGGAGAGACUCCAGCUACUCCACAAGUCCCGCCAAGAACCUUUGGCGGCUCACAAACUGCUCUCAAUCAAACGACUCCGACAAGUCAAAAUGGAUCCUUUGGCGCUCCGCCAAUCCCACUUUACCCAAGAAACGUUCAACUCGUUCGUGGAGCUCAUGGACUUGGAUUUAAUAUUAUUGGAGGAGAAGAUGGAGAACCGAUUUAUAUAUCAAAUGUUCAUGGUGGAGGAGUGGCUGAUCAAAGUGGAAAUGUUUUCAAGGGAGAUGUGCUGUUGAAAGUGAAUGGAAUCGAUGUCGAGCAUGCAAGUCAUCAAGAAGCGGCUGAGGUCCUCAGAAACGCAAAGAACCCAAUCCUCUUGGUACUCCAGAAUCGAACUCAAGAAUGUACCCAGCUUGAGAAAAAGCUCAGUGAUUUAACGGUAAAAGAAUGGUAUGUGAGGACGAUGUUUGAGUUUGAUCCGGAACGAGAAGUUGGCAUUCCACAGAGAUGUAUGCCGUUUAAAUAUGGAGACAUUUUGCAUAUCAUUAACAGUGCUGACGAUAAUUGGUGGACGGCAAAGAAGGUGGCUGAUAAUGGAGACGAAGGACCAGAAGGAGUCAUUCCAUCAGUGCAUCGAAUUGAGAAAAAGGAAAAGCAACGAAGAAGAUCCGUCAAUUUCAACCAAUCACCUGCUCCAUUUCAAAGGGGAAUGGAUGGAAGAAGAGGAUCGAAGACACAACUCUCGUUCUCUCGCAAAUUCCCCUUUGUCAAGAGUACUGACAAGAUUCACGAGUUGGCUGAACAAGAAGCAAGUACCUCUGAUGAUCCAAUUCCUACAUAUCAAACGGUCGAAAAGGAAUCGCUUGCCUAUGUCCGUCCAGUGAUUGUUAUGGGAGCCUUGAGUCAAAAAUUGAACGAUGAACUCGUGAACAGAUAUCCGACAAGAUUCAGCAGCUGUGUGCCUCACACUUCUCGUGGUCAACAAGAGGGAGAAAUCAAUGGAAAGGAUUAUUAUUUCGUUUCAAAAACUCAAAUGGAGCAAGAUGUGAAGAAUAAUCUCUUCAUUGAGGCUGGUACUUACAAGGAGAAUUUGUAUGGAACGAGUAUUCAAGCGAUUCGAGACGUUAUGUCAACGAAUCGUCAUUGCCUUCUCGAUGUCGGCCAUGUGGCAAUCGAUCGUCUUCAGCGAAUCGCCAACAUUCAACCGAUCACAAUUUUCAUCAAACCAUCCAGCUAUCAAACCAUUUACGAGUGGGAUUACGGAAAUAUUAGUGAAGAUGAAGCUAUGGAUAUUUUUGAGAGAUGUCAACGAUUGGAACAACAUGCGGCCACCAAAUUUAAUUAUAUCAUUCCCAACGCGGAAACAACUGAUCAAAUUUUGGAACAAAUCAUAUAUUUCGUGCAACGAGAGUCCCUCCCAACUGCUUGGAUUUCAAAAGCACAA